AUGGAUGCAUACAUAUAUCGAUUGAUACGUUUCAUACUUUUAAUUAUUUGUUUGAUUCCAUCGUUCAUUGUUUUUCUGCUUAUUUUCUUCUAUUUGCUAAAAACACGAGAAACUGGUUAUAAACAUCUUCAUAAUCAUGUAAUUCUUGUUCUUCUUUUGUUGAAUUUCACUCUUAUUACUACUGAAUUACCAAUUACCUUGCUGUAUUCUUAUCAUGGUCAUGUUCAACCUAAAAGUGCACAGUUUUGUUCAUUUUGGAUAGCUUACUGUUAUGGUUUAUAUGGUGCUGGUUUCUUUCUGAUGGCAUUUGGAUCUAUUGAAAGAUAUUUUCUUAUUUUUCACGAAAGACAUGUAUAUAAAUGGCGUUAUGUUGCUCAUUAUCCUCCAAUUCUCAUUUGUUUUAUUUAUCCUUUUAUACUUUAUAGUGUGUUGGUUAAUAUCUAUCCAUGUGAGAAUGUCUAUGAUUAUGAUGCAUAUGUAUGUGGAGGGGGAUGUUUUCAAUUUCAAGAAAUAAUAGGUACUCUAGAUUAUCUUUUUAAUUUAGUCACUCCUAUUAUGUUGAUUGUAUUGGCUAAUAUGAUUCUUUUAUUACGUUUUACAUAUAAAAAACGAGCAAUGAAACAAGCAAAUACAUGGCGAAAAUAUCAUUUGAUGUAUGUACAACUUGUAUCUAUUUCAAUGUUGUAUUUUAUUAUUUGGAUACCAUUUAUCAUUGUUUCACUUAUUCGUCUAUUUUAUGAUCCAUUAUUUUUGCAAGAUGUAACAAUCCUUGUAAUGACUUAUUGUCUUUAUAUAUGCCCACUUGCUUCACCAUUUAUUUCUCUUGUUGGUUUACCGGGAGUACGACGACGUUUGAGAAGAAAUCAUUGGGAUAUGCCAUGGGUUACUCGAACUGCGCAAACUCGCAUUAGACCAAUAGGAUAA
Messenger RNA from Rotaria sp. Silwood2, 924 nucleotides. NCBI's taxonomy places the organism in Eukaryota, Metazoa, Rotifera, Eurotatoria, Philodinida, Philodinidae. The record is from the annotation of a GenBank genome assembly.